Lolium rigidum is the source of this 1535-nucleotide messenger RNA. RefSeq names its product zealexin A1 synthase-like. NCBI's taxonomy places the organism in Eukaryota, Viridiplantae, Streptophyta, Magnoliopsida, Poales, Poaceae. The transcript is spliced from 2 exons. Bases 1 to 1518 code for a protein of 505 amino acids. The record is from RefSeq and is a predicted model, not a curated record. Gene Ontology annotation, molecular function: oxidoreductase activity, acting on paired donors, with incorporation or reduction of molecular oxygen; heme binding; iron ion binding.
AUGGAAGGGGUGUACAUCCUGUGUCUCACAGCCCUAUCCACGUUGGUGGCCCUUUGUUUUGUCAAGUUUUCCGGUGGCAGGAGCAAGGCGAAGCUGCCUCCUGGGCCAUGGACCCUCCCGAUGAUCGGCAGUCUCCACCACGUGAUCAGCAAGAUGCCGUACCGCAAGAUGUUUGAGCUGUCUCGCCGUUAUGGUCCGGUGAUGUUCCUGAAGCUAGGCGAGACCCCCACGGUGGUCGUCUCCAGCGCCGAGGCGGCGUCGCUGAUGCUAAAGACCAACGACCUGGCCUUCUCAGACCGGACACGCAGCGUGACAUUCGACAUAUUCGGCUGUGACGGCAAGGACAUCGCCUUUGCCCCUUACGGCGACCACUGGCGCCAGAUGCGCAAGGUGUGCGUGGUGGAGCUCCUCAGCGCCAAGCAGGUGAGGCGCAUGGAGGACAUCAGGGCUGAUGAGGUAGGCAACCUCCUCCGUUCCAUCACUGCCGGCGCCCUGGAUGGCGCCAUGGUCAACUUCAGCAAGAAGGUGUCGGCCCUCAGCAACGACGUGGUGUCGCGGGCUGUUUUCGGCGGCAAGUUCAGGCAGCAGGAUGAGUACAUUAGUGAGCUGGACAAGGCCUUCACGCUUGUGUCCGGCUCCAGCCUCGUCGACCUCUUCCCCUCCUCGCAGCUCGUGCGCUGGUUCAGCAACGGCGAGCGCGAGGUCAGGAAAGUCUACGACGGCAUCCAGCGCAUCAUCGCCGAGAUUGUCGACGAGCGCAAGGCUACUAGCCAUGGAGUAUCCAGCACCGACGAGGAGGACCUGCUUGGUGCUCUGCUCAGGCUGCAGCGGGAAGACACCCUACAAUUCCCUCUUACCACGGAUGUGAUGGGCGCCGUCUUGUUUGACAUAUUUGCUGGCGGCACCGACACAUCAGCGAGCGCUUUGGAGUGGACUAUGACGGAGCUUGUAACCAACCCUCGAGUCAUGGCUAAGGCACAACAAGAAAUCCGCCAGGUUCUUCGCGAGCACCGCACUGUCAUAACAAACAGCGACCUUGCUGAACUCCACUACAUGCAAAAUGUCAUCAAGGAGGUUCUCAGGUUGCACCCACCGGUUCCCCUCUUUGCCCGUUCAGCUAGAGAGGAUUGCAACAUUAUGGGCUAUGACAUUCUUAAAGGGACCGACGUCUUUGUUAGUCUCUUUGCUAUUUCCAGAGAAGAGAGAUAUUGGGAAAAUCCUGAAGAGUUUAAACCUGAGCGAUUUGAGAACAAUAGCAUUGAUUACCAUGGGUCAUAUGCUCAAUACAUUCCCUUUGGAGCUGGACGGCGGCAGUGCCCUGGUAUGGUGUUCGCAACGUCGACCGUGGACAUCGUACUGGCAAACCUUCUGUAUCACUAUGACUGGAUGCUCCCCGAUGGAGUUACCAUCGCUACUCUUGACAAGUCUGAGAAAUUUCGGUUGACGGUAAGCAGAAAGUAUGACCUGGAACUGAAAGCAAUCCCACAUGUGUGGUCAAACGGUAUUCCAUCCAAGUGAUACAAAAGAUCCAUCGU